Molecule: messenger RNA, 695 nt
Organism: Cantharellus anzutake
Lineage: Eukaryota; Fungi; Basidiomycota; Agaricomycetes; Cantharellales; Hydnaceae
Exons: 3
Coding region: 117-542 (141 amino acids)
Source: RefSeq, a predicted model, not a curated record
UCUUCAAGGGCUGAGCAGAUGAUACUGGAACCCUCCUAUAUAGCCUCUGAAAGCUGCGUUCCCCUCCCUUUCCCCCUUCCUCUAGAGCGUUCAGCUUGGCAGCAAGCAUAAUCACAAUGCGAUUCUGGAAUGCCUUGAUCGCAAUCGCUCUACUUCCCAAUAUUAUCGCAGCUAUCCACAUUCUUAUGGUCACGUGCGGAAACUACCAACCGUGGAAGACCGAUACGGGACCACCGGUUUGGGUUUUUCUCCCAGACUAUCUAGAGGACUUCUGCCCGAGUUUAAAGCUUGACACAGACACGAGGAACAUCUCACUCGGGUCGGAACUGACUGGUGAACCUUGCGAUAGUUACUUUGGUAACAUUACGGUUUCAGAUGAGCUUGAUAGGUGGAGCAGCCCGAAUGGAAAAAACGGAAAGUGUUCCCCUGUUACAUACGAUGCCAGUGACAGUCCUGGGGUGUCGAGGUGGUGCCAAAUAGACCUGAAACACUGGACAGCAUGCCUCGUCUCCGAUAUAGCCUAUUGCGAUGCCAGGUGCUGACCAAUGUGCCGAUUAGUAAUCUUCGGCAUCGAUCUGAGAAGCCCAAAACUUGCUUGUGUAAUUUUAUCACCGUUCUGACAUUUUCUCUAUCCUAACGAGUACUCCGGCCUUACAUCUGUGAUUACCAAGAAAGUCAUCGUUACAGUUAGUACU